CAAAAUGGUAUAGAACUUAUCGAUUCAGUUUUACUCCUACCUGUCUACGAGAGAUGUUAUACCAAUCCUGUACCUGAAGUAACGUGAUUAUUAUGCGCAGAAUCUUCUCUCCGUGGCUGUUUCCCGAUUUGAUGUUCGCAUUAUCUCCAACAAAUAGAAAGCAAACUAAGUUGUUAAAGAUAUUACAUGGAUUUACUGAAAAAAUCAUUAAGGAAAGAAAACUUUAUCACGAACGCACAGAGGAUCGGUAUUUAAAAAACACUGAAAGUAACACAUUGACAGAAACAGAUGACGCAGAAGUGAUCGGAAUUCGUAAAAAGCGACUCGCUAUGUUGGAUCUUCUAAUAGCGGCAUCUCGAGAAAAUGACAUAACCGAUUUGGACAUCAGAGAGGAAGUUGACACCUUCAUGUUCGAGGGUCACGAUACUACGGCAAUGGGUGUGUGUUUUGCUUUACUAUUAUUAGCUGAGCACAAGGAUAUUCAGGAUCGUGUCAGAACUGAAGUUAAUGAUGUGAUGGAAGAAACUAAAGGAAAUUUGACUAUGGCGUCUUUACAAAAGCUACCGUACUUAGAGAGAUGCUUGAAAGAAGCGCUGCGAUUAUAUCCCAGUGUGCCUAACGUAUCACGCACUCUUGCAGAAGAUAUAAAAUGUCAGUCGUACAUAGUGCCGGCUAAUGUAUACGUGAAUAUUGAUAUCUACGCCGUCCACAGAGAUCCUAAUUUCUGGCCGAAUCCGGAUGUAUUCGAUCCGGAUCGAUUUUUGCCCGACCAAAUGCAAAAUCGUCAUCCUUAUUGCUACAUACCGUUUAGUGCGGGACCGCGAAAUUGCAUAGGUCAACGGUUCGCUAUGUACGAAUUGAAAGCUAUGAUCGCACCUCUGGUACAUCACUUUUACCUGGAGCCUGUUGAUUACUUGAGAAAUGUUCAGUUAAAGAUGGAUAUGGUAACUCGUCCUGCUCAUCCAGUUCGUGUAAAAUUUGUGCCGAUCAAAAAAAAACAAUGAAGUUAAAAUAAAAAUAGAAAUGAUAUAGCAAGAGGUUAUGGGAAACGCUUGUGUUUUACUAACAAAGUACAUUAAUGUAUUUGCAAAACGUUAUAUUAUUUUUUUACAUAUUUUUCCUGGCAAAAAAGUCCUACAUAUACAGACAAUUUUGAUAUCUAUUUACAUACACUUAUGUACGAGACUGAAUAUAUAGUCUCAUAUAUAAUUAUAUCGAUUGCAUAAUUGCGUAUAUAAGUAUGCAUAAUCAGAUAAAAAAGUUGUCUACAUAUAAAAUACUUUUUUUUCUAUAUAGUUUCAAAGCGAGAAUGUCAAAGAGCAAAGUUACGUUAUACUGUAUGCAACAAAGCAAUUACUUUAUGAAUUAUAGUUUAAGAAGUAACCAGAUGUAAUGAUUUAUAUAAAGUGUACUUAUCUAAAAAUAAUUAAAAUACAAUUAUAGAAAUUA
This is a messenger RNA of Pseudomyrmex gracilis, 1449 nucleotides long. Its product is annotated as cytochrome P450 4C1-like. Gene Ontology annotation, molecular function: heme binding; oxidoreductase activity, acting on paired donors, with incorporation or reduction of molecular oxygen; iron ion binding. The record is from RefSeq and is a predicted model, not a curated record. The transcript is spliced from 7 exons. Bases 93 to 1004 code for a protein of 303 amino acids. NCBI's taxonomy places the organism in Eukaryota, Metazoa, Arthropoda, Insecta, Hymenoptera, Formicidae.